This is a messenger RNA of Sinocyclocheilus anshuiensis, 2672 nucleotides long. Its product is annotated as transportin-3-like. Gene Ontology annotation, biological process: protein import into nucleus. The coding region runs from base 348 to 2672 and encodes 774 amino acids. The record is from RefSeq and is a predicted model, not a curated record. Gene Ontology annotation, molecular function: small GTPase binding. NCBI's taxonomy places the organism in Eukaryota, Metazoa, Chordata, Actinopteri, Cypriniformes, Cyprinidae. The transcript is spliced from 18 exons. Gene Ontology annotation, cellular component: cytoplasm.
CCAAUGAAAUGAUCCUCGUAAUAAGUAUUACCAGGUCAUAUACUCAAACCACAACCGUUAAAACACAUUCCAACCUGAGAAGUUCCUGUUCAGAAGUGGAUAUCGUUCUAAGAAUUAACACGAAGAACGCGUUAUUAUUCUAAAAUCGCUCUAGUCCGGACUCCUUAUAGUUCCUGUGCCGCGGUUUCCACACGGACUUGUUUGACAGGAGCGCCAUGUGUCUGCUUGAGAUGGCGGCCAGAUCGGAGAACGCGAGGGCCGAAUAAACAGUCAACCUGCGCGUCUACAACCUCCCGAGAAGCGCAAGCCGUGUUAUUUACCCCAUAUCUACACCCUCUAGAAACGCCAUGGAAGGCGGGAAACCCACCCUGCCGCUGGUUUACCAGGCCGUGCAGGCGCUGUAUCACGACCCGGACCCUGCCGGCAAGGAGCGCGCCUCAGUCUGGCUGGGAGAGCUGCAGAGAUCGAUGUAUGCAUGGGAGAUCUCGGAUCAGCUUCUGCAGCUGAAGCAGGACGUGGAAUCGUGUUACUUCGCAGCCCAAACAAUGAAGAUGAAGAUCCAGACGUCGUUCUACGAGCUUCCCCCAGAGACCCACACCUCACUGAGAGAUUCGCUCCUGUCUCACAUCCAGAACCUCAAAGACCUGUCUCCAAUCAUUGUCACACAGCUUGCAUUGGCAAUCGCAGAUCUGGCUCUUCAGAUGGCCUCGUGGAAAGGCUGUGUUCACACCCUCAUAGAAAAAUACAGUAACGAUGUGUCCUCCAUGCCUUUCCUGAUUGAGAUACUCACCGUUCUGCCAGAAGAGGUGCAUAGCCGCUCUCUGAGGAUUGGAGCCAAUCGACGGUCGGAGAUUAUUGAGGAUCUGGCCUACUACUCUACCACAGUGGUCACUCUUCUGGUGACGUGUGCGGAGAAGUCCGGACAUGAUGAGAAGAUGUUUAUCAAGGUGUUCCGGUGUUUGGGGAGCUGGUUUAAUUUAGGAGUGCUGGACAACAACUUCAUGGCCAGCAAUCAAUUGCUGAUGAUUCUCUUCCAAGUGCUGCAGAGGGAUGAGACGUCCACAAACUUGCAUGAGGCGGCAUCGGACUGCGUGUGCUCGGCACUGUAUGCGAUCGAGAAUUUGGCCGUACACAUGCCUUUGGCCAUGCAGCUCUUCCAGGGAGUCCUCUCUCUAGAAACGGCUUACCACAUGGCUGUAGCCCGAGAGGACCUCGAUAAGGUGCUAAAUUAUUGCCGGAUCUUUACGGAAUUGUCUGAGACAUUUUUGGAGAUGACUGUAAGGACUCCUGGCCAGGGCAUGGGAGAUCUACGCACCUUAGAGUUGCUGCUUAUUUGUGCUGGUCAUCCCCAAUAUGAGGUGGUUGAGAUCUCGUUCAACUUCUGGUACCGUCUGGGAGAAAAUCUUUAUAAAAUGAACGAUCCGGAGCUUCACAGAGUGUUCAAGCCGUACAUACAGAGACUACUGCACAGUCUCGCCCGCCACUGCCAGCUCGACCCAGAUCAUGAAGGAGUGCCAGAGGACACUGAUGAUUUCGGCGAGUUCAGGAUGAGAGUGUCUGAUCUUGUGAAAGAUGUCAUUUUCCUAGUCGGCUCCAUGGAGUGUUUCUCGCAGCUUUAUUCGACACUGAAGGAGGGAAACCCCCCAUGGGAAGUAACUGAGGCUGUUCUGUUCAUCAUGGCUGCCAUAGCUAAGAGUAUCGAUCCUGAGAAUAAUCCCACUCUGACGGAGGUGCUGGAGCAGGUAGUGUUGCUUCCCGAGACGGUCCACAUUGCCGUUCGCUACACCAGCAUUGAGCUGGUUGGCGAGAUGAGCGAAGUGAUUGACCGGAACCCUUGCAUGUUAGAUCCUGUUUUGAACUUCCUGAUGAAGGGUUUGCGGGAGAAGCCGUUGGCCUCUGUGGCAGCUAAAGCCAUUCACAACAUCUGCUCGGUGUGUCGAGAUCACAUGGCACAGCACUUCCAGGGCCUGCUGAACAUCGCCCGCUCACUCGACUCAUUCGCCCUGUCCACAGAUGCUGCGGUUGGCUUGCUAAAAGGCACAGCGCUGGUGUUGGCCCGCCUCCCCCUGGAGAAGAUCGCGGAGUGUCUGAAUGAUCUGUGUGCGGUUCAGGUCAUGGCACUGAGGAAGCUCCUGGCUCAGGACUCCAGUAGUGGGAAGUUAUCAGACCCCACUGUGUGGCUGGACAGACUGGCUGUUAUCUUCAGACACACAAACCCCAUAGUAGAGAAUGGACAGACACACCCCUGCCAGAAAGUCAUUCAAGAGAUCUGGCCGGUGUUGUCGGAGACGUUGAACGCCCACCAGAAUGAUAACCGGAUAGUGGAGCGCUGCUGCCGCUGCUUGAGAUUUGCAGUGCGUUGCGUAGGCAAAGGCUCUGCGUCCUUAUUACAGCCACUUGUUACUCAGAUGGUGAGUGUGUACCAGGUGUACCCCCACUCCUGUUUCCUGUACCUAGGCAGCAUUCUAGUGGAUGAGUAUGGCAUGGAGGAAGGAUGCAGACAAGGCCUGUUGGAUAUGCUACAGGCUCUCUGUAUGCCGACCUUCCAGCUGUUAGAGCAGCCUAAUGGACUGCGCAAUCACCCCGACACAGUGGACGAUCUUUUUCGACUCGUCACAAGGUACCAGUUCUGUGCUUCUGCAAUAGUGUUUAGAAAAACAAGCUCCAAAUAA